[Candida] anglica is the source of this 1404-nucleotide messenger RNA. NCBI's taxonomy places the organism in Eukaryota, Fungi, Ascomycota, Pichiomycetes, Serinales, Debaryomycetaceae. The record is from the annotation of a GenBank genome assembly.
AUGAAGCAAAGUAAUGACAUGUGGAAGUUGGACUUGCUUGAGGCAAAGUUCACCUCUGCACACCCACGUUUUCCCCACACAAAGAAACUUCUUCAUGCUAAAAACAACUCAAAGUUGUUGAAGAAACUUCCAAGCACUAGAGCUGAAGCUGAACAACAAAUUGCUGCGUUAAAACAGGACUAUUUCGGAAGAAAAUACUAUGGAGCACACAAGAAGUUGGAGAAAGAAGUCUUACGUAUCAUCAAGAGUAAAGAAAAUGAAACUGAAGUGAAAGACUUUGUUUCCAAUGAAGAAAAUAUCCAAAAUAUGUUGACAUCUAAACUUGUUAAAAGUGUGAUAACAAGUAUAUUAACCACUAAGGAACUUAAGGAGACUCCACCUAAAUUCAUUUCAGAAGAAGUCAGAACUAUCAUUAAAGACAAGAAUAACAAGGCACAUCCAUCUCGUUUCUUUAUAGAUACUUGUCAGAAUAACAAGACUUUGAACAAAUAUAUCUCUAAUCUUUGGAACAACAAGACAGUUAAACCACUUUUAGGAGAAAUAGAAUGGUCUUUCAAGGUGGUAAGAGGUAACUUGUCCAAGCAAGAAAAGGAUUUGAGAAAAUCUCAAACUGGUAAGGACGUUGAUGAGGAAGAAAAUGAAAAUGCACCAGGUAGUGAUGAUGAUAGUGAUGAUGAUUCUGAUGAUGAAGCAAUUGAGCAAGAUGUAGAAAUGACUGAAGAGGAUCUUGACAGAUUUGCAAUUUAUGAGAAUUCUGAUCCAGAAGCUGAAGGUGACGCACAAUUUGCCAUAGAUCCAAAUGUGAAUUAUAAUGAAGUUACCGAUGAAGAAGCUUCAGCAGAUGAAGAAUCUGAUGAUGACGAAUCUGAAGAUGAUUUCUUUGAAGAAAACGAAAAAAAGACAUCCAAAAAGGAAAAGAAAGAAUCUAAGAAGCUUGCCUUACCUGAUUUAGCUAGUGGAUAUUUCUCGGGGGGUGACUCUGACUCUGAUGACGUGGAUAACGAUGAAGUGGUGAAGGCUGCUGUUACACAAAGAAAGAAUAGAAGAGGUCAAAGAGCUAGACAAAAGUUGUGGGAAAAGAAAUACGGGAAGGAAGCCAAGCAUGUUAAACAAGAACAAAUACGAUAUGCAUCUGAACGUGAACAAAGACAAAAGGAUUACGAAGAAAGAUGUCGUAAGAGAGAAGAAAAGGCAAGAUUGGCAGUGGAAAAUGCUCCUUCUGGAUCGAAUGUUGCACCACUUGGAGAAAGAAAGCCAAGAACUUCUGAUUCCACGUCUACUGCCCUGCCAGCUCCACAAGCUAUUCCUGAGAAAAAGGAACAUCCAUCUUGGGAAGCCAAGAGAUUGGCAGAAGAGAAACUUAAAAACGUCAAGUUUACCGGUAAAAAGAUUACAUUUGAUUAA